ACUCAUCUCUAAACAAUUCAUACUUUUCACUAUCUAAAAGAAUGGCUUCCAUCGUUUUCUUGAUUCUAGCCAUUAUGUUGAGUUCCAGAACUUCAGGUGCCACAUCUCGCGGCGGACUCUUUGAAGCUUCUGCCACAGACAAACAUGAGCAAUGGAUGUCUCGAUUCAAUCGUGUUUAUUACGACAGUUCUGAAAAAACGAGUAGAUUCAAAAUCUUUAAGAAGAACUUGGAGUUCGUCGAGAGUUUCAACAUGAAUGCCAACAUAACAUACAAGUUGGAUAUCAACCAAUUUUCUGACCUCACUGACGAGGAAUUUCGUGCGAGGUAUAUGGGGCUAGUAGUUCCAGAAGGUAUGAACGAAACUUCAACAUCGGGUUCCGACAAGUCGUUUAGACAUGAAAAUGUCAGUGAAACUGGUGAGGAUUUGGAUUGGAGACGAGAGGGUGCCGUUACAUCCGUUAAGGACCAAGGCCAAUGUGGGUGUUGCUGGGCUUUCUCGGCGGUGGCGGCAGUGGAAGGCAUUACGAAGAUUGCAAAAGGUGAGCUACUAUCCCUAUCGGAGCAGCAGCUGUUGGAUUGCAGCAGAGACUUUAACAAUGGAUGUGCAGGAGGGAUAAUGUCGAAGGCUUUCGAGUACAUAAUCGUCAACCAAGGAAUCACAACCGAGGACAACUAUCCUUACCAAGAAACACAACAAACAUGUUCUUCAACCACCCAAACAUCCGAUUCUGCUGCUGCCACCAUCAGCGGAUACGAGACGGUUCCAAACGAUGAUGAGGAAGCAUUGCUAAAAGCAGUGUCUCAACAACCCGUUUCCGUGGCUAUAGAUGCCUCAGGGCUUGCGUUUAAGCAAUACUCGGGCGGCAUUUAUAAUGGAGACUGUGGGACGCAUCUGAACCAUGCGGUAACAAUUGUUGGUUACGGGAUGAGUGAAAAAGGGACCAAGUAUUGGUUGUUGAAGAACUCAUGGGGACAAACUUGGGGAGAAAAUGGUUACAUGAGAAUCAAGAGAGACGUGGAUACACCCCAAGGAAUGUGUGGCUUGGCCCGUCUUGCUUUCUAUCCACUUGCAUGAAUGCUGUAAUGUUGUUCAAGAUCUUUAAAUGGGUUUGUUCAGAGUAAUUGACAAUACUCGUACUAGAUAUCUUAUGGAAAUAUGGUCCGACAUUUUCGUUGGAGUCAUAUCUAUUGAUGGAAGCAUUUUCUUACGUUGGUGUGAUAAUAUAAAAGUUCUUGUGGUGAUUUACAUCUUAUAGCCAAACAUAUGGAGACGUGAUAAUAGAGAUACAACUAUAUUAACAACAGUAUAUAUAUAUGCAAGCAUGCCUACACGUGAAUAGUAAGUUAAUAACGCUUAACCACUUCAAAAAUGUCAUAAAUAAAAAACGUGUCUGAGUUCAUUUAAAAAUUAUGUAGACACAUAAGAAUACAUCGAAGUUAAGGUUGAGGUUCUGACUCCUAUUACGAUCCAAGAUUUACGUCCCAAUAUUUAAGAAUGUUUUCUUUUGUUGCUAAAUUUUAAAUGUCAUCACUUUACUGAAAGUUUGGUUACAUUGUUAAUUGAAAAUCACAAUCUGUUUAAUAGCUAAUCCGUUCUCAGAGCCCGAAAAAAAAAAAAAUUUAAAAACCACUAAGAAA
Brassica oleracea var. oleracea is the source of this 1639-nucleotide messenger RNA. RefSeq names its product ervatamin-B-like. Gene Ontology annotation, cellular component: lysosome. Gene Ontology annotation, molecular function: cysteine-type endopeptidase activity. Bases 42 to 1076 code for a protein of 344 amino acids. The record is from RefSeq and is a predicted model, not a curated record. Lineage: Eukaryota; Viridiplantae; Streptophyta; Magnoliopsida; Brassicales; Brassicaceae. The transcript has 2 exons.